AUGGAAUGGCCACAGCUGACACUUGAAGACAAUCAACUGAAUCUGCUCCAGGGCCCGGUUGAACUCACUUCCUCGCCAGAUUCUACAGCAAAUGACGAAGUCUGGAUGUCACACCAGAGUCGCAAACGAUUACCGCCACACCAGGGCAUUGUUCAGAGAAGACGUCGGCGGAGACAAUGUCUCUUCCGCAAAUUUUUUGAAUACACUGAUGGGAACGAGGCACAGGUUUAUAUUCUAAUUGACAUUCACGGCCAAUACUUUAUCUUGAACACUGAUUCAAGUGUUCGCAAGACAUAUAAAGAUUAUCAAGUAUCAUCUAAAAAGAGGCGCGGACGGAGAGAGACUCUCUUCAGAAAGAGUGUGGAGUACAGUGAUAAAUGCAGUGCUGAUGUCUAUGUCAUCAUUUACGUGAACAAUCGAUACAUCACCCUAUACACAAAUGAAAUCCGCCACCAUCGGUGGAGCAAACUGUACGACUCUUGGAUCCAGCUUAAGUGCUUCUACUGA
Histoplasma mississippiense is the source of this 507-nucleotide messenger RNA. RefSeq lists its product with no specific name. Gene Ontology annotation, molecular function: protein dimerization activity; DNA binding. The transcript has 2 exons. The record is from RefSeq and is a predicted model, not a curated record. Lineage: Eukaryota; Fungi; Ascomycota; Eurotiomycetes; Onygenales; Ajellomycetaceae. Bases 1 to 507 code for a protein of 168 amino acids.